AUGAUGCACGCCGUCAGCGUGACGUCCUGGCUCACGGACGCGGAAGCCGAGGCGCGGGGCGAAGGUGGCGGCGGUGGCGGUGACGGCGGCGGCGGCGAUAGUCCCGGUGUUGCGCGCUCCAUCACCGGCGAACCAAACAGGGGCUCGUUCUCGGCAUCGUCCGGCGAAGGAGGCUUCGGCCGCGCAAGCUCGGAGUCUUCCCUCUCGGCAGCAGCAGCGGGAUCGGCAGCAAGAGGAGGAGGGCCGCAAGGCGCGGGGGCCCUGAGGAGUGGCGGGGCCGAGGGAAGGGGGGGGGUCGUUCGACGCACCCCCAAGCCCGAUGCGGCGAGGACUAGCUCGAAGUUCGUCAGCCACGGGGACGCGGACGGGGGCGCUAGCUGGGACGAGGAGUUUUUCUUCGGGAGAGUGUCCGGAGAAGUUGCCGUGCGAAUCGUCUGCAUUGAUAAGCCUCUCCGCGAGGGCGCCGAGGACGAGGUCGUCGGCGAGCUCCUCAUACCGGUGUCCCGCCUGCCGCAGAACGAGCCAGUGGAGCAGUGGUACGGCCUCGAGCCUCCCGUCGGGUCCGGAAAAACCUUCACCAAGGCGGCGCUCCUCCUCCGCUUCCUCUUCACGUCCAGCUCUAGCCCCGACGCCGCCGCCGCCGCCGCUGCUACGGCCAGUGGGGCGGGGAAGGGGGACAGCGCGGCGCCGGUCGGGAGUCAAAGGCAGUCGGUAGCGGCGCUGGCGCAAGCGGAAGAUGGGGCGGCGGGGGUGGGCGGCAGCCGUGCGGGCUCUCCGGGGGGUGGGGCCGGGGCGGGGAAGGCGGGGCUAGGAGCCGGAAACGAGAGCUUCCGGCAGGCGUUGUUGAUGGCGGGAGUCACGCCGGAAGGGGCCGGCGGCGGGGGCAGCAAUGCUGAUUCUGCUGGCGUUAGAAGGACGGGCUUCCCCGGAGGAGGGGGCGCGAAGCGAGGGGACGAGUUUUCGGUGGAUCCUUCCAUCGAUCCCUUCGGUGCGGAUGAGAUCGAAGAGGGCGAUGAGUAUCUUGGUGGCGGGGGCGACGACUCCCAGGUGGCGCGGGCGGCGCACAGGGGAGAGCUGUCGCUUUUGCACUCGCAGCAGCAGCUGCAGCUGGGGAGCUGGGGCGGGUCGAACGUUGGCACUGCCGUGCUCCCGGGUACGACGGCAGCGGAAGCGGCGCUAGCCCUGUCUACAGACGAGGUCCUGCCCGCAGGUCUGGUGGACUACUUCCUCGUGGUGGGGCCAGCUGCGAACGAAGAAGGAAAGCUCAAGGUAGCGGACUACGCCGACUGCGGCUUCGGGUCUUCGGGCGCCACCGCCGGGAGGGGCGGCGGGAGCGGUCCGGGGGUCGACGAGCUACCGGCGACGGCUGUGGAGGUGGAGAGUGCCGUGUUGGAACACUUUCCGGAGGAACAGAGAGAGGAUGCCCCGUUCCCUACCAAGGUGGAGUGGUUCUGCUUCCCGCAGGGGCUGUUUCUCCGGUCCGCCGCGUCGCAGCCGGCUCCACACGUGUCCUCCUUCGUGCGGUUCACGUCGGGGGUCCGGUCGUACGGCCUGUGUCUCACCUUCUACCGCCCUGUGGACGUCUUGGAAGAAACGAACCCGUUCGUGGCGGAGUCAGCGCCGAGAGGAAACGAAGCAGGGGAGGGGGGUGGACAGAGCGCGGACGGGACGGGCGGGGGCGGAAAGCACCCGUCGCCGCCGGGGCAGCGACGACGGCGCUUGUGGUGCCCCAUCUGCCUGUGCGUGCUGACCCACAUCCCGGUGUUGGAGGGUCUGAUGCACUGGCUCAGAAUGUUCCACUGGUGCAUGGUGAGAUCUCUCCGUCCGAAGGGGGUCCUGGAGCUCUUCGCUGCGAUACUGCAGGAGGGUCGCAUCCUGCUGCACUCCGCGAAACCGGCGCUGUUAGCGGCGGUGGCGGAGGGUGUGUUCGCGCUCAUGUACCCGUUGCAGUGGCCGUACGCCUACGUGCCCGUUCUGCCCAACUGCCUGAUUGAACACGUGGAGUCACCGCAGCCGUUCAUCCUCGGCGUGCACACCGAUUGGCUCUCGGACAUCGCCCCAGACGCGCUGGAAGAGUUGAUCAUCGUGGACUGCGACCUUGGGAUCGUGGACGGGCAGGGGAUGGAGCAGCUGCCUCCCCCCGUCCGGCGGUCCCUCACCAAGGCCGUCCGCGCGGUGCUGCACGGGAACCUCGGGGGCCUCGACGCCCCCGCAAGGCUGUCGAAACCCGAAGCUGCCUCUGCUGCUGCUACGGCAACAGGAAGGAGGGCGGCGAAGGGCGGAGCACCGUCCUCCUCCUCCUCUGCCCAGAAGAGCGGGUACCUGGCCAGCGGUCCUGUGGGAGCUGUGGGGCUUAGCGCUUGGACGGAUCGCGACCGGCGGGGCGCCGUCGCGAGCGGAGACGGGACCGGCGGGCAGGGGGGCGGCGAGAAGUCAGCGGAGGUGGGGGGAGAUCAAUCCAUGGGAGGAGGCCGGCGUAGCGGUGGGGAGGUGGCGGUGCGCAAGGCGCGGAGGGGGAGGGCGCGGGGCGCCGCGGCGAGGGUGGAGGCGCUCUUGCGGCUGGAGUUCGCGCGCGCGAUGGCGGACAUGCUGUACGGGUUCACCGAGUGCUUGUUUUUUCUGCACCCUGAUAGGCCCAUCUUCAACGGCGCUCGGUUUCUGCAGGAGUACUGCGAGGAGUCCUACGUGCCGUUCAUGUCCGUGGUGAUAGACACCCUGGCCUUCAAGUACCUCCUGGAGACGCAGGACACGCCGCCGUUGCGACCGUUUCACGACCUACUGGACAAGGCUCGCAGGGAUGCGCUGAGGAAGGGAGGAGACCACCGGAAGCACCAGAUGAUCCUUGCGCCGCAAGUACCCGACGAGCCGCCCACCGCCGGGGCUUUCGACGGGCCCUUCCCUGUCGUGCACGGCUUUGAUGAAGUGGUCGUUUCCCGGCCGAAGAGCUCUGAUGCCCCCGCCGCCGCCGCCGGUGCAGCGGGAACGGACGCGGCGAGGGGAGCGGCCCGGUUGGUCGGCGGCACCGCCCUCCCCCCACCGGCGUUCGCCAUCCCGUCACCCCCUCUUAGAUCGUUCGCCCAGCACGGAGGAGGCGACGACGAUGACACACGAGGAGAAGAAGAAGAGGUAGACCUGAGCGCCAGCAGGGGAAAAGAGGGGGACGGCACUGGCAACCGAGCGGGGGGUAGCCGGGACGGCCGGGGUAGCGGCGCCGGCGGGGGCGUCUCGCAGGAAAUGGAACAUGCCGCGGAAGAGGCACGGGAAGAGGAGCGACACACACCUUCGUCGGGCGGCGAUGCCACCGCUGCCGCCGCCGGUAAUGGCUUGGGGGGGACGGGGGCGGGGCCGGGGGCGGCGGUGCCCCGGCGAAAAGGCGACGGCGGCGGGCGCGCCCGUCCGACGUCCGGAGAGGGCAGCGGGGCCAAGGGGCGCGCGAAGCGGGAGGAAAGGUCGGGCUUGAGGCUGUCGGACGCCCGCGGGAGCUUCAUCGGGAGCAGCACGCCGAUCAAGGACGAGAUGGCGGCCGAGGGGGAGGAAGAAGAUGAUAAGGGCGGCGGCGGGGGCCUUCGACGGCGAGGCUCCGGAGCGUCGUCGUUCAACUACGUCAGAAGACGCACCUCGGCAAGCGAGGAGGGAGAGGUGUGCUACGACUCGGCAGGGGACUGGGCUUCGGACGGGAGCGACGGGUUGCCGGCGGUGCUUGCCAAUCGGAGGAGGUCCGCCGCGGCGAACGACGAGGCGCCUCCACCGGCGGAGGCGGAGGCGGCCGGGGGUAGCGAAGAACGUGCCAGAUCGUUGAGAGGAAGCGACGUCGGUGCAAACAGCGACCCGGUCCAGGGGAAAGAAACGCUGCCGGCCACUGUGGCGGCGGCGGGGGGGGCGGAGGCCAGGGCGGCGGUUGUGAGAGCGGGUCAGAGCGCCGGGGAGAGCGCCCUGGAGGAAGAGCAGCCCCGGUCAUCGGAGCUUACGGUCGGAGAAGGAACGGCGCCGCCGCCGUCUUCGUCGCUCGGGGGGGCAGACAGACGACCGGAAGGGAUCCCGCAAGGGCGAGCCGCUGCGCUCGCAGCUGCGUUCGAGCGCCGAAAUACUGGCGGGGGUGGGAGCGGCGGCAGCAGCGUUAAAGGCGGGGGUACCGGUGGUGCCAGCGGCGCCGGGUGGGGUUCGGUUAGGGAGAGGGUGGCGGCGCUCUCGGCGAAGAGCGGUGAGGGUGCCACCGGCGGUGCCGGCGGCGGCAGCGGCGGCGGCAAGAACAAAGUGAGGACGUUCACAUCGGGGAGCAGGAAGCGGUGGCACGAAGGCAGCGGCGGUGGCGGCGGCGAGGAUGACUCGUCCACUCCCCCCCUGAGGCCAUCGCUAGCCUUGCGCGUCAGCUCUAACACGGCCAUCGACGAAUUCGAUGCUGCUGUGUCUCAGGCUGGCAAGAAGUUGUCGAGGGCAUGGCCGCCAGUGCGAUCGAAGGCUACCGACUUGACGACGCCACCAUCUUCGGCGGCGCCUGCUGCCCUUAGCGAGGAGGAGGAGGAUGCGCCCUCGCUUGGUGGCCCGGCGGGGGCGGGGACAACGGCGGGAGCAUCCAAGGACGCUGCCCCCACCGUCGAGCCUGCUGCUACCGCCACCCGGCCUGCAGCGGCCGAGGCAAUAGAGGAGGAAGAAGCGGUGGAGCCUGAUGCGGUGGCGGCUGGGCCGAGUCGGCGAGAAUCGGGGGCCCCGCCGAAUCCGUCCGUAGGGUCCGGGAAGCGGUCAAGCGGCGGCGGCAGUGUGUCGGUGGAGGAUGGCGCGCCUGCUCACGGCCGGCAAGAGAGCAGCAGUGAGGCUUUUGACGAUGAUGAGGGUUACUACGAGCCGGUCCUGGCGCCGCUUUCAUUGGUGGACUGGUCCCACGAGCCUUUGUUUGCCCUCGGGGACUGGGACCUGCCGCAGCCCAGGGAGUGGACUUUAGCCGACAUUGGCAAAGAGAUCGCAGAAGACCUAGGAGAGGCCCUCCGAGCGCAAACGGAGGGCAGCGCCAACGCCGGCCUCGGGCACGGGGCGUACUCGCUAAAGGCAGGGGCGGGGCUGGCGGCGGCGGCGGCGGGGGCCGGGGACGGCGAGGAGCUCGACAGAGAUAGCGAGAAGCUGCUGCAGUGUCUGGAGGCGGUGUACUCAUCGGACAGGGUGUCGGAGGAGGUUGUGAUGGACGUGGAGGAGACGCUAAGGACCAAGCCAGUGGUGCAGAAAAUGUUCUUGCAGGUCCUGCGGCACGCGAGCCAGCGGGGGUACGCCAGCAGCCGCGGCCCCACGCUCCUCCACGGCCCGUCCUUCGAGACCCUGGCGCGCUUCAGCUACACCCUCCUGUGCGUGUGCGUGGACCGCGUCGACUACUCGGUGGCUCACACCCUCCUGCAGCUCACCGGAAACUACUUCCAGGUGCACGAGGGCGGAGGCGACAUGUUCAGGGGGCAGCCGGGCGGCGCGGGUGUGCCGGCGGCAGGUGGGGGGGCAGGAGUUGACGGCGGUGGCGAGGGGGAGCAGCCGGGGUACUUCAGCGAGUUCCUGAGUGCCAGGAUAUGUCGGCACCCGAUAUUCACGGACAUGCGUUUCUGGCAGCACGUGCUAAGCGAAGCCGUACAGGCUAAGACGGAAAAGAUAGCCAAGGACCGUCACUCGAUUGCCUCCGCGAGGCGAGCCGGCGCUGGCGGACACGCCAAGGACGAAGGGGGCGGGGGCAGCUUGCUAUCGUCCCCGGGUAGCCCCGACGAGGCGGUGGCGGCGUCGAACCUGCUCGGCAAGAAUCCGGGGCUGAAGAAGCUGGACGCCGAGGCCAACCUUGCUGUGGAGUUCAAGGACCCAGCUUUGGCAUCGGAGAUCGUCUGCCGACAGGUGAAGGUUUUCCUGUACGAGAUGGCGUCUAUCGGCAUGCGAGCGAAAACGGCGCAGCGCUACGUCGAGGCGGUCUCCCUCCAGUACAAGCUUCAGCCGUCGGCCAGAAACCGCUUGUCGGAGACGGUGCGGCUGGUGUGGGGCGCCGUGGCAAGCAUGGCGGGACCCGGGUCUCCUCCUUUCGGGUCCGAGCUCACCCCGGAGAUGUCCGUCGCCCAGGCGGGCUGGUCGCAGGCCAAGAUCGACGCAGACGCCGAUGCCGACCUGGCCGCCGUCCACUCCGGACAACCACCACCACCGCCCGCCGCCGCCGCCGCCACUAGCGGCGGCGGAGCAACCUCCUCGGCGCUCAGCGCCGCGACGCCUAACUCGGGCGGGGGUAGCGGCGGCGGCGGCGGCGGCGGCGGCAGGCCGGGGUCCUCGCCUUCGGCGUUCUCUGCCACCACGGCGGGGGCGGGGGCGGGGGCGGCGGCGAUGAGCAGGCUUCCGUCGUUGAGGCUGAGCGCGUCGGAGCUGGUGGAGCAGCUCCAGGCGGAGAGCAGCCCGUCGCCGAGGAUGCCGACGGCACCGGCAUCUGGGUCUCGAGGAAGGUUCCGAUCCCCGGGCUCAACCCCUCACAACGCCGGCACUGGCACCGCUGCCGGCAGCAGCAACAACAAGUUCCUCUCCUCCACGUUCAGCCCGUCCAGAAGCACCGGCGUCGGCGGCGGCGGCAGCGGCCGAACAACUCCCUCCACCCUCUCCCCGCAGCGGAACAACACGCGCUCACGAACAGAGUCGCCGGGAGGCGGGGGGGGCGGGGUUGUAUCCACCGGUACGUUGGGACCUGGGUCCGUGUUCGGCAGCGGCGGCCGGGGGCGGUCAUUGGAGGCUGAGCUGUCACCGCGGCGUCCUCUCGUCCGAGGGAGGCCGCCUUCGGCCGCGGCAGGGGCGGCGGCGGCGGCGGCGGCUAGCGGAGAAGGGCUGGAAGAAGCAGAAGAGGCGCCGUACUCGCCGGGUCCCUCCGGCGGCGUGGCGGGGGCCGGAGCGGACCUCGCGAGGCGUUUCUUCUUCGGCGCGACGGCGGAGACGUCACCGUCCCCGCCGCCGAACCCGCCGCCGGAGAAGCAGUUGUCAGCAGCGGCGGCGGCGGAGCCGUCGACGCUGCCUUCCUCCCCACAGGGGUCGUUUCCACCGCCUUUACUGGGUCACGCGAAGUCCGUCUCGAGCAGCGGGAGCAUCGGGGAGGGAUCGGGGUGGGCGGAGACGGUUUCAGGAGGGCCGGGGGAGCUGCCGUCGUUGCUAGCGCCGGUGGAGUUGCAUGGGAGAGACGGGGAGGGAGCGACGCACCACGGUCCCAUACUUUGUCUCGCAGCGUUCGAAUCGAGAGCUUGCGCCGGUUCUACGGACGGCACGUUGAGCGUGUACGACUUGUCGCUGGUGUCUAGAGUCGGCGUCUUGAGCGGCCACACGGGCCCGGUGACGACGGUAUCCUGCGGGGACGACUGGGUGCUGUCGGGAUCGUCGGACUCCUCCCUGCGGCUUUGGCAGAACGUCAGCGAUAGCGCCAGCAGCACCACCCCCCCCCGUCGAGGAUUCAUAUCGUUGGGGUGGCAGGCACCGGCGAACGCGGGAACAUUCAAGGCUAAGGUGUUGGCGGGCCACCAGGGUCCGAUCACGGCGGCUUCGGCUCACCCUCGUCGUGUGGAUGGCAAGCCUUGGCUAGCCGUAAGCGGGGGAGAGGACAACCAGAUCCGAAUGUGGGACCUGAGGACUCGGAGGUGUAAGGUUAUCUUCACCGGACACACCAAGGCCAUCACGUGUCUCACAGCUCUCCGAGAGGACAGUAGUACUCUCGUACUGAGCGGUGCAAAGGAUUGCACCGUCCGCUUGUGGGACAUCAACGAAGCUUCCGGGUGCAAAGCGCUCCGAAAGUUCUCUGGGCACGAGGGAUCCAUAGGGACGAUUCUGAAGAUCGGGCCGUUCGCAGCGGUGAGCUGCUCCAACGACCGCACUUUGAGGACAUGGGACCACCGCGUAAAGGGGUCGGUGGGCGUCCUGAGGGGACACACUGGCCCGGUUACCUGUGUGCAGCAAAUGCCCGCCAACCGGAGUGUGUUGGCGAGCGGCUCCGCGGACGGCACCGUGAUGAUGUGGGACGUGAGAGCUACGGCGAAGGGACCGUCUUACACAUUGCGGGGCCACAAGGACAGGGUGACUGGCCUGCUGGCUAGCGGCCGGAGCGUGUAUUCGUGCAGCGAGGACGCCUCGAUCCACGAAUGGGACUGGGACACCGGUCAACUCAAGAGCAGGUUCUUCGGCAACAGGGGCAAGGGGGCGGGGGGCGGUGGCGGCGGGCGGGGGGCCGGGAACGGGAGCGGGAGCGGAAGCAACAACGGCGGCAUCUCUUGCCUCUCCGGGACGGGGGCGGCGGUCCUCACGGCCGGGUGGGACAAGGUUGUUCGCAUGUGGCCCCGGUCGGCACCGGCGCCGCAGUCGCAGGAGGCCGUGGCCGCCGCGGCGGCGGCUGCCGCGGCGAGCGCGCAGGCUGCGGGCGGUAGACGACGGUAGUAGGGUUGGAGUAGUAGUGUAGCGCUGACCCGACUGGCGUGUUGGCGAGACUCGGCUAGGGGAGAGAGAAAAUGUUAGCUAUGCAUAUUAGCUCUUGUUUGUUGCUGUCGUUGCUUUUUUUGUGUUUGGGGGCUUCGCUUGGGUCGAGGAGCAGCGGGGCCGACGUUUAUUGGCUAAACUCGGUCCCUGUAGCCGCGGUGUGUGUGUGUGUGUGCGCGCGUGCGCCGCCUCUUGUCAGGCGAGGACGGAUUAUUUCUCUCUUGCGAGUUUGUGGGGUGGUGGU
Messenger RNA from Ectocarpus siliculosus, 8692 nucleotides. NCBI's taxonomy places the organism in Eukaryota, Phaeophyceae, Ectocarpales, Ectocarpaceae. The record is from the annotation of a GenBank genome assembly.